Molecule: messenger RNA, 1290 nt
Organism: Oryzias melastigma (Indian medaka)
Lineage: Eukaryota; Metazoa; Chordata; Actinopteri; Beloniformes; Adrianichthyidae
Product: lysine-specific demethylase 2B
Cellular component (GO): nucleus
Molecular function (GO): RNA binding; protein binding
Source: RefSeq, a predicted model, not a curated record
GAUGGAAAGGAUUGAUGGUUUUAAGUACCGGAUUGCACCGAUAGAUGGGCGGUUACCUUUUUUUACGCUAAUUGCAGAUGUAUCGUCAUCGAGCUGCCCCGGCAAAGAAAACAAGCGGCUCUGCAGCAUAAUCAGCUCCAUCAGCCGUUUGGCUAGAAGAAAGCUAGCUCGCUGCUCAAGGGGGCGAACCGCUUGCGCAUCAAAGGACGACCUAAAUUUCAAAUUGACACAAUUUUAAAGAAAGCAAGACAUUUUACUCGUUAAGGUCGUGUAUAAAUCGAGAGGGGCGAAGGUAAAGGUCAAGACACCAGCCCAAACAGAGCCCAGCCCCAGUGUCACACAUCAGACGACAGCCCUGCACACAGACGCUAUGGAUCGUUCAUCCUCAGCCUCCAGCCUGAUGUCCAGCAGCAAUGUCACCAACAAAACCGACCCACGCUCCCUCAACUCGCGGGUCUUCAUCGGCAACCUCAACACGCUGCUGGUCACCAAAGCAGACGUGGAGGCCAUCUUCUCCAAAUACGGCAAAAUCGUAGGCUGCUCUGUCCACAAGGGCUACGCCUUCGUUCAGUACUCCAAUGAGAGGAACGCCCGGGCCGCCGUCGCCGGGGAGGACGGGAGGAUGAUUGUCGGUCAAGUUCUCGAUGUGGGGAUGUGCUCCUCAGACAUCAACCUGGCCGGAGAACCCAAACCGCACCGAUCAAAAACCACCAAGCGCUCAGCUGGUGACAUGUACAGUAGCAGUUCAUCUUUUGACCUCGAUUAUGACUUUCAGAGAGAUUAUUAUGACAGAAUGUAUUCGUACCCGUCCCGCGUCCCCGCACCCCCUCCUCCUCUGUCCCGAGCUGUGAUCCCGUCCAAACGCCCGCGGGUCAGCCUGAGUGGAGGAAGCAGCCGGCGAACUAAAAGCAGCUUCUCUUCUUCCUCCAAAAGUAGUCAGAGGACUUCAUCGUCUAGAACAAUGCGAGCAGAUGAGCUGCAGACUAUCAAACGCGAGUUAACUCAGAUUAAAAGUAAAGUAGACGACCUGCUGGAGAGCCUGGAGCGUAUGGAGAAGGACCACAGCAAGAAGUCUGAAGCUAAGAGCAUAAAAACCGAGCCAGGAGAGGUGACUUCACCUCCACACUCCAGCAGCAAGAAGGACGACGGGCUGAAGAGAGAGCGCGAGAGCCAGGACAUGAACGACUCCGAUGAAGAGGAGGAGGAGGAAGACGAAGGAGACCUGCUCGAAGAAGAAGAGGUAAAAAGCCAAGAACGGGAGGAAGAAGAAGAAGAAGAGGAGGAGGAAGA